AUGCUGGAUGUGCUGGAGGACUUCCUGCGCCUGGGCGGCUUCCCAUUCGAGCGCAUCGACGGCAGCGUGUCCCAGCGCGACCGCGAAGACGCCAUCAACCGCUACUCCAAAGAGGGGUCGGACGGGUUUGUGUUCCUGCUGUCGACGCGCGCUGGCGGUCAGGGCAUCACACUGACAGCCGCAGACACCGUCAUCAUCUAUGACACCGACUUCAACCCCCAGAACGACCUGCAGGCGAUGGCGCGCUGCCACCGCAUCGGGCAGGACAAGGAGGUGAAAGUGUACCGCCUCAUCACCACAGGCACCUAUGAGCAGAACGUCUUCGAGUGCUCCACGCGCAAGCAG
Molecule: messenger RNA, 345 nt
Organism: Coccomyxa subellipsoidea C-169
Lineage: Eukaryota; Viridiplantae; Chlorophyta; Trebouxiophyceae; Coccomyxaceae
Exons: 3
Source: RefSeq, a predicted model, not a curated record